Molecule: messenger RNA, 1635 nt
Organism: Marmota flaviventris (yellow-bellied marmot)
Lineage: Eukaryota; Metazoa; Chordata; Mammalia; Rodentia; Sciuridae
Source: RefSeq, a predicted model, not a curated record
GUGCGGAGCCCGAUUGUCGCUCAGCUCCCGCGCCGGGGGCGAAGGAGGCGCCGGCGCCCCAAUCGAGUCCCCCCUCGCUCCCAUCCCCCUGGACCUAACAGGCCAGCCCUGGAUUCUCCGGGCAUUCCUGGAGCGAGUGGCUGCUGAAGGCGUAGAGGUGUGGGGACACUUGGACAGCAGAGUUCAGGUGGGCGGGAGCUCUGUCAGCUCUGGUGUGACCUUGGGCCGGGCUGGGAGCGCUGCGGCGGGAGCCAGAGGACGAUGAGCUGCCGCGCGGUGCCCAGAGCCCAGCCCUGCCUGGCGCGGCCCCGGAACUCUAGGCGGCACGGCGUGCCGGGAACUUUGGGCACCACCUCUGGGACCCCCUGCUGGCCAGCAGGCAGGAUGGUGCCUGCCUCGUGCCCCGUGGUGCCUGUCUGCUGAUGUGCCCAGCCUGUGCCGGCCAUGCCGCACUCCAUCUCGGCCUUCCAGGCCGCCUACAUCGGAAUCGAGGUGCUCAUUGCUCUUGUCUCCGUGCCCGGGAAUGUGCUGGUGAUCUGGGCAGUGAAGGUGAACCAGGCGUUGCGGGAUGCCACCUUCUGCUUCAUCGUGUCUCUGGCGGUGGCUGAUGUGGCAGUGGGUGCCUUGGUUAUCCCACUGGCCAUCCUCAUCAACAUUGGGCCACAGACUUACUUCCACACCUGCCUCAUGGUGGCCUGUCCUGUUCUCAUCCUCACCCAGAGUUCCAUUCUGGCUCUGCUGGCAAUUGCUGUGGACCGUUACCUCCGUGUCAAGAUCCCUCUCCGGUACAAGACGGUGGUGACCCCACGGAGGGCAGCAGUGGCCAUUGCUGGCUGCUGGCUUCUCUCCCUGGUGGUUGGCCUGACACCCUUGUUCGGCUGGAACAACCUGCAGGAGGUGGAGCGGGCCUGGGUGGCCAACGGCAGUGUGGGGGAGCCCGUGAUCAAGUGCGAGUUUGAGAAGGUCAUUAGCAUGGAGUACAUGGUCUACUUCAACUUCUUCGUCUGGGUGCUGCCUCCGCUGCUCCUCAUGGUCCUCAUCUACCUGGAGGUCUUCUACCUGAUCCGCAAGCAACUCAGCAAGAAAGUGUCAGCCUCCUCCGGCGACCCGCAGAAGUACUAUGGGAAGGAGCUGAAGAUCGCCAAGUCGCUGGCCCUCAUCCUCUUUCUCUUUGCCCUCAGCUGGCUGCCCCUGCACAUCCUGAACUGCAUCACCCUCUUCUGCCCCAGCUGCCACAAGCCCAGCAUCCUCAUCUACGUCGCCAUCUUCCUUACUCACGGCAACUCAGCCAUGAACCCCAUCGUCUAUGCCUUCCGCAUCCAGAAGUUCCGGGUCACCUUCCUGAAGAUCUGGAACGACCAUUUCCGCUGCCAGUCGGAGCCCCCCACUGACGAGGACCUCCCUGAAGACAAGGCUGAUGACUAGCUCUGCCUUCUGCUCCCACCAACCCAUACCCAAUGGGGUCCCACAGCCCUCACCUCCCCGCUGUCCCACUGGUCUUCCUGAGCCCUUCCCCAGCUGGGCUGUGGGCUGUGGCAGUGGGGAGGGUCUGAAGAGAUGCCCACGGAGCAGGGGGCCCCUCCACAGGGAGUUAGCCGCCCUGCACCGAGGGGUCCUGGCGGAGAUUUGGGAGGG